AAGUCUUUGGUAGAAGUUUUUUGCACCACUUUAUAUUGUUACAAUGUUUCCCUACAACCAUGAAAUCUCUUAAAAGUUCAGAAUUAUAAACCCUAUAUAUAGCCCCUGGAUGGGACCGUUUCCUCUCCUGAAACUACCUAAAAACUCCUUUGUAACCUGUAAUCGACAAUUGUGAAUAAAUCUUCUCUUGUUUUUCAUGUGGGGUAGAAUUGCAGGUGGGGGUUUUCGUGGUUGUAUUUCAUCCCCCAGUAAUAACUUUAAACUCUUUAUAAAAUUUAACCUAUUCUCUACCGCAUCCAUGUCAAUGCACGCAGAAGCAGAGGACCUCCAUUCCGCCAAGAGAAGCAAGUUGAAUAAUAAUGAUAAUACCAAGAAGGUUGGGACGCACAAUGGCUCCUUCCAUUGUGACGAAGCGCUGGCCUGCUAUAUGAUUCGCCUCACUAACAAGUUUAGAGAUGCCCACAUUGUACGCACUCGAGAUUCCAAGGUAUUGGAUACUUUAGAUGCAGUAUUGGAUGUGGGUGGUGUUUAUGACCCAGAGAAGGACUGCUAUGAUCACCAUCAGAAGGGGUUUGAUCAUGAUUUUGGACAUGGCUUUAAAACAAAAUUGAGUUCUGCAGGCCUUGUUUACAAGCACUAUGGAAGGGAAAUAGUAGCCAAAGAACUUGGGUUGAAUCCAGAUCAUUCGGAUGUUGAGAGUGUUUAUAUUGCUUUAUACAAAGGUUUUAUGGAGGAAAUUGACGCUGUUGACAAUGGCAUCAAUCAGUAUGAUACUGAAAAGCCAGCUAGGUAUAUCAGGAAUACACAUUUGUCAGCAAGGAUUUCACGUAUUAACCCUGAUUGGAUGGAGGAAAAUACAGCUGAUAAAGAGGACCACCUUUUUCAUUGUGCUAUGAUGGUUGCUGGUAAAGACUUCGAAGAGAUGUUGCACCAUUAUGCCAAAUCUUGGUUACCUGGACGCUCAAUUGUUGCAGACUGCAUUAAGUUGCGGAACAACAUUGAUCCAAGUGGAGAGAUAAUGUUACUAAAGAGAUAUUGUCCAUGGAAAGAGCAUAUUUUUCAGCUUGAGCAGGAAUUGAAUGUGGAUCCAUUACUUAAGUAUGUCUUAUAUCAGGAUGAUAGAAGUUUGGCUUGGAGGGUACAGGCUGUUGCAGUUGCACCAGGUCAAUUUGAUAGUCGAAAACCCCUGCCAUUAGGAUGGCGAGGACUUAGAGAUGAUGAGCUUACAGAGGUAGCUGGCAUUGAUGGUUGUGUGUUUGUUCACAGUAGUGGAUUUAUUGGUGGCAACAAGACAAUGGACGGGGCAUUGGAAAUGGCUAGGAAAUCUUUAAGAAUACAAUGAUAUUGGCAAGUCUUUUUCAGUUCAAUUUGAGAAAUAUCCUUGAAGGUGUAUCCAUUUCCCAAAGUAACAGAUUGAAAUGAUUUUUUUAUCACCCAUUUCAUAAAGGUGGUGAUAAUUCAUUUUUGCUCCUGCUAUCCACAACGAAUCAAAGCUUGCAAUGAUAGUGAAGGAGUUCUCCACAAUAUUGAUCAUUUUCUUAUUGAAGCUCACAAGAGAGUUCAUUACCAUAUUGUUAUUCAGACAUUUAUCUGGUCAGGCUUAAAUGGUGGCAAGUGAAUACUUCCUUGGCUAAUCUUUAUUUUCCCAACUACUUGGCAUGCAAUAAGGCAUGUUUGUAUUUGUUCUGAUAGAUAACAAACGGAUUAUAAUUUGUGAUUUCCAAAUAUGCAUUCUUGGGAAAGGAUGCUGGUACCUUAAGAUUCCAUUUCUUGAUCAUAAGGUAAAAUUCAACAAAAUAUCGCAUAUGAUGCUAAAUUAAUAAAAUUAAAAUUUCAACAAAAUA
Molecule: messenger RNA, 1844 nt
Organism: Cryptomeria japonica (Japanese cedar)
Lineage: Eukaryota; Viridiplantae; Streptophyta; Pinopsida; Cupressales; Cupressaceae
Exons: 7
Coding region: 197-1342 (381 amino acids)
Cellular component (GO): cytoplasm; nucleus
Source: RefSeq, a predicted model, not a curated record